AUGAAAGUGGCUAGAGACCUGCGAUUUCUACCAUGUUAUAGUCCAUCGUCUCUAGUAUGUUUGUGUUCGAAAUCAGCAACAAUUAUGUUCUCAACAUUAUUCGUUAUCGCUUGUGUGGCUCUUGCUUCUGUGAAUGGUGGCGGGUAUGAACGUGAGAAACCACGAGAAUAUUAUGGUGAUCGCUGUGAAACUGAUCAAUGUCGUGCUAAAUUUGCUGGCGUCUACUAUUUAACAUUGACAAGAGACGACAAUGCUACCCUACAUGAAAUCGCUACAUUACGUCCAGAUGGAACAUUCACUGGUGUCAAUUCCGAUGAAGACAUUAAUCUUUAUUCAGACAAUCCAGAAGAUUUGGGAUAUACUGAUCUGAAUGGUGUCUGGAGAUGUGCUGGCAAACCUGGUCAAAUCACAAUCAGUGCAUUGGACUUCUCAUUUCCAAAUUUGAGACUCCCAUGUACAAGAGUAUUAGAGCGUACAACAUACACACUUGAGAUCAACAAAGAGUGUACGCAAGUCUCAGGUGGAUUAACAUAUAGCGGAUAUCAAUUGGAAUCGACUUCUAGUGCUAAUCAAAAACGACAAGUAGUUUUGUAUGGUCCGUAUUCAUGGACAGUUCAAUGGUACAAAGUAUUCGAUUUAUGUGAGAAAAAGAAUGGGAAACAUUACCCGUUAGGUCGAUGUGCUUUUGGGAUCGACACCGAUUUACAAAAUAAUCCAAAUAAUAUAUAUUUUAAGAAAAUCGAGGAGCUCUUCGCGGUUCCCAUUGGCUCGGAUAGUCUUUCCCGGCUCGCUAAGCUUAUGCCUGAAAUAGGUGGUAUCAUUGGUAAACUCUCACUUGUCAACGCUGCCGCACGAGCAUUGAUCAAUAUGUAUAUUCUACCCUUAAUAUCAAAUAAACGAUUAUAUGAAAGGCCGGUAGGCAUGCACCAAACCGAUAGUUCGGUGACCGAACGGUUCGCAACCGAACAUGUUCGGUCACCAAACGGUUCGUAA
Molecule: messenger RNA, 993 nt
Organism: Didymodactylos carnosus
Lineage: Eukaryota; Metazoa; Rotifera; Eurotatoria; Philodinida; Philodinidae
Source: the annotation of a GenBank genome assembly